AACUAGACGAUCCGAUCAACAACGAUCCGUAUCUGUAUCCGUUGGGUGGCUGGCCGCUAGAAUAUAGUCUGCCGUGGAUCGUCGGACCGUUCAGUCUUUUUGUGUCGUUCAGUAUCAUCCGAUUCGUGUGAUCGACAGCACAGCCGAAUUUUUUUUCUUUUUUUUCUAAUUCCUUGAAGUAACCAAAAACACAAAUCAAAAUGGCUGAUGAUGAGGCUAAGAAGGCUAAACAGGCUGAGAUCGAGCGCAAGCGUGCUGAGGUGCGCAAGCGCAUGGAGGAAGCCUCCAAGGCCAAGAAGGCCAAGAAGGGUUUCAUGACCCCAGAGAGGAAGAAGAAACUCAGGUUGCUGCUGCGUAAGAAAGCCGCUGAGGAGCUGAAGAAAGAACAGGAACGCAAAGCGGCUGAACGUAGACGCAUCAUUGAAGAACGUUGCGGCAGUCCCAGGAAUCUCAGCGAUGCCAGCGAAGGCGAAUUGCAAGAGAUUUGCGAAGAGUAUUACGAGCGUAUGUAUAUUUGUGAAGGCCAGAAAUGGGAUCUGGAAUACGAAGUCAGGAAAAAAGACUGGGAGAUCAACGAUCUCAAUGCCCAAGUUAACGAUCUUCGCGGCAAGUUCGUCAAGCCAGCCCUGAAGAAGGUCUCCAAAUACGAAAACAAAUUCGCCAAGCUGCAGAAGAAGGCCGCUGAGUUCAACUUCCGCAACCAGCUCAAGGUGGUGAAGAAGAAGGAGUUCACGCUGGAGGAGGAGGAGAAGGAGAAGAAACCCGACUGGUCCAAGGGCAAGCCCGGAGAUGCCAAGGUGAAGGAGGAGGUUGAGGCCGAAGCUUAAGUGUCCACACGUCCACUAGUGUCCACUGACCCGUGACUCCCGCCCUAAACAAUAAUUGGAUUUUAUUUACAACAAUUAUCUGAAGCAAUACAAUUUAUAUAAAUCUAUUAAUAUAUAUAUAUAUCCGCAAAUAUAUAUGCAUGUAUAUAUCUCGCCAUAUAUAUGUGUCCACAAUGGAUUUGAUCAGAAAUGAAGUCAAUAAACAACAACAGCAACAACUAAAACAA
Messenger RNA from Drosophila erecta, 1054 nucleotides. RefSeq names its product troponin I (gene wupA). Gene Ontology annotation, biological process: muscle contraction. The record is from RefSeq and is a predicted model, not a curated record. Lineage: Eukaryota; Metazoa; Arthropoda; Insecta; Diptera; Drosophilidae. Bases 201 to 827 code for a protein of 208 amino acids. Gene Ontology annotation, cellular component: troponin complex. The transcript has 8 exons.